AGCAGGGGGCAUCCAGUGAGUGGAAAUAUUCAUCAAACUAUGCAUUAGAGGAGCGAGCAUCGCUCCGCAGCAGGCAGCCUCUGCGGGUGGAUGGAGCAGGCAGGCAGCCUAGCUUGAUCCUGCCCCUGGCUGCUUUUUUUCUGCUCAUAUUGGAUCAUAUUGUUCCUCCUGCAGCCCCCCCACUCUGGCUGGGAGGGAAGGAACAUGGCGACGGUACCAGUCUAUUGCAUCUGCAGGCUGCCUUACGACGUGACCCAGUUUAUGAUCGAGUGCGAUGCCUGUAAGGACUGGUUCCACGGCAGCUGUGUUGGGGUGGAUGAAGACGACGCUCCGGACAUCGAUAUCUACCAUUGCCCCAACUGCGAGAAGACCCAUGGCAAAUCUACCUUGAAAAAGAAAAAGAACUGGAGCAAAUAUGACACCGGGCAAAGCGCAGACAUCCGAGCGGUUCAGAACGGCAGCCAGGUUUUCAUCAAGGAGCUGCGGAGCCGGACCUUCCCCAGUGCCGACGACAUCGUGGUGAAGCUGAGCGGCAACCAGCUGACCAUGGACUACUUGGAGGAGAACGGCUUCAACGAACCCAUCAUGGUUCAGAAGAAGGAUGGCCUGGGCCUGUCCAUGCCCGCCCCCACCUUCUACAUCAGUGACGUGGAGAACUACGUUGGUCCAGACGUCACCGUCGACGUGGUGGACGUCACCAAGCAGACCGACAGCCAGAUGAAGCUCAAAGAGUUUGUGGAUUAUUACUACAGCACCAACAGGAAGAAGGUUCUGAACGUGAUCAACCUGGAGUUCUCCGACACCAGGAUGAGCUCCAUCGUAGAGAGUCCUCAGAUAGUGCGGCGCCUGUCCUGGGUGGAGAACUACUGGCCCGACGACGCCCUGCUGGGGAAACCCAAAGUCACCAAAUACUGUCUGAUCUGCGUGAAGGACAGCUACACGGACUUCCACAUCGAGUGCGGCGGCGCCUCCGUGUGGUACCACGUCCUGAAGGGAGAGAAGAUCUUCUUCCUCAUCAAGCCCACCUCUGCCAACCUGUCCCUGUAUGAGCGCUGGAGGUCAUCGUCCAACCACAGCGGCAUGUUCUUCGCCGACCAGGUGGACAAGUGCUACAAAUGCACCCUGAAGCAAGGCCAGACGCUGUUCGUCCCGUCAGGAUGGAUCAACGCCGUGCUGACCCCGGUCGACUGCCUGGCUUUCUGUGGACACUUUGUCCACAACCUGAGUGUGGAGAUGCAGAUGAGAGCGUAUGAAAUCGAGAAGAGGUUGAAGGUGAAGACUCUCACCCCGUUCCCCAACUUUGAGACGGCGUGCUGGUAUGUGGGACGCCACCUGCUGGAGCGCUUCAAAGCGGCCCCGCGCUCGCUGCUCGCCGCCUCCGUCUCUGACCUCCUGCUUUCCAAAGCUUUCUUCCUCCAACAGGCUCUGCUGGAGCACGAAGACGAGCUUCCAGAGAACAUGAAACCCUCCCAGCUCAUCAAGGACCUCGCCAGGGAGAUCCGGCUGUCAGAGAAUGCAACCAAAGCCAUCAAGACUGAAACCAGCAUCAAGCUGCCUGCAGAGGAGCCGGCUGGGACCCACUCUGAGGCCGAGGAGCUUGUUUCCCCGCCGCGCAGCCCGUCCCCCAGCAGAGAGAGGCCCAAGAAAAAGGCCUCCAAGGUCCCCAAGCCUGCAAAGGUCAAAGACGGAGAGAAGAAGAAAGUGAAGAAGACCAAGGAGCCAUCACCGCCUCCAAAGCCCUCCAGCUUCGCUGCCCUGGAGUCCCAUGCCAAGGAGAUCCUCAGCAAGAUGGACCAGCAGAAAAAGCCAAAGGUUGUUAAAAAUGUCCUCAGCGUGUCUGAGAAAGAGACGUCAAAGCAGAACAACAUGGACAAGUUUGACAUCAGAGAACAGAACAAAAACAAGACCGAAGCUAAAUGGAAAUACAAGAACAGCAAGCCAGACUCCCUGCUGAAGAUGGAGGAGGAGUGUCGGUUGGACAGAACGCCGCUGUCCGGGAACAAAGACCGCUUCAGCUUCAGCGUGUCCCACAGGAAGCUGGGCAGCUCCAAGACACUGAAACCUCAGACCAACUCCAGUGUUUUUGGAUCUUUACAAAACCUGAAGGAGGACAAAAGCAAAGCGGUGAGAGACGAGUACGAGUACGUGUCGGACGAAGGUGAGCUUAAGAUCGACGAGUUCCCCAUCAGGAGGAAGAAGAACGCCGUGAAGAGAGACCUUUCCUUUCUGUCGGACAUCAGAGAACCUCUUCAGCCUGCCAAGAAGCCAAAGUUCCAGCCUCCGGUGAGCAAGCAGAGCGCAGACUCCUCCGAUGAGGAGACCUUACACAUCGACACCGAGGCCAAACCAGAGGUCAAAGGUCGUAACUCCAAGGUGAAGAAGAAGAGCGGGAGCGCCGCAGGGAUCCUGGAUCUGCUGCAGGCCAGCAAACAAGUGGGCGGGAUCGACUACAACACCCACAGUCAGCCGCCGGCGUCUCCCAGCACGCAGGAGGCCAUUCAGGGCAUGCUGUCCAUGGCCAACCUGUCCUCCUCGGACACCCUGGAGCAGCCCUGGAGCAACAGCCAGUCCAAGAGCAACUCGCAGAGCCUGCAGGCGUACAAGAAGAGCGGCGGGGCCACCGGCGGCGUCGGCAAGACGUCCAAUAAGAGGCUGCCGAAGAAACCCAGGAAGAGCAGCAGCAUGGAGAGCCUGGACUACGACGACGACGAGCAGGACCACAUGGACGCCUGCUUCAAGGACUCGGAUUACGUUUACCCGUCCUUGGAGUCUGAAGAGGACAAUCCUGUUUUCAAAUCCAGAUCCAAGAAGCGGAAAAGCAGCGACGACACGCCGUACAGUCCUACAGCGCGCGUCGGACCUUCAGUUCCUCGGCACGAGCGACCGGCCAGAGAGGGGGCCCGCGUGGCCUCCAUUGAAACGGGCCUGGCUGCAGCAGCGGCCAAGCUUUCUCAUCAGGAGGAGCAGCAAAGAACCAAGAAGAAGAAGAAAAGCACCAAGAAAAAGAGCAUCAUAGUGGAGGAGCUGCCAAAACACUCUCAGGACAGCAGCUCCCCGGAUCAUAAUGCCGACUCCCAGGACGGCAGCCUGACGGACCACGAGUUCGGUCCCGGAGCCGUCAAGUCUCCAGGAGGGGCGCAGCCCAUGGCACCGGGGAUCUUCCUCAGCCAGAGGCGGCCGUCCGUGUCUUCUCCCAACAACAGCACCAACUCGUCUAGCACCAACAGCAGCAGCACAGCCAAGGGGGACCGCCUGGGCUCCACAGACGCCAAAGCUAAGCGGCUAAAGAAAGGAAUGGCAACAGCCAAACAGAGACUUGGAAAGAUCCUGAAGAUCCAUCGAAACGGGAAGCUCCUCCUGUAGCAUGCAGCGGUUCAGGGACCGGCUCCCAUCCCAGAGUCAACCUGCUCACCUAGAAAAGCCAACAAUGGGAGUUUAUGAAAAAAAACAGACUGAAACUCUAUGGGAGAGGAGGAAAAUCAUGCAUUUUUCAAUUUCUAAGAAGAACAUCACUCAGAUAGGUUUUUGCCUCUACUUAUACUUUAUAACUUUCAGAUAUUAAAGUGUACAGAAGCUAUUAUAAAUAUUUUUUAAGAGAACAUGUCUCAUUUUACUACAGCUGUCAUUUUAUCAGGGGUUGUUCAAUAGAAGUACAUUGCAGUCAUUCCAAGAUCCAUGGAAGUAUCCCCAGCAUGUUCUGUGUGCUUUGGGUGGCGCUCCUGAUCUGGUUACAGCUCUAUGUCUGCGCUGUGACUGGAUCUAGGUUCAGCUCUUGGUCCUUGUCCAGGUUUGGGUCCAGGAUCUUGGUCUUGGGUUGUCCUGGGUCGGGGAUCCAGCCUCUCAUCACCAAACUGAGGUCAAAGGUUCCUGAGGCAUCCGAUCGGAUCAGCGCCGAGCCCCAUCAGGGGCGGCUUUAUUUAUUCUAAUCUUUAGGUAGGAAAGGAGAAGCACAGGAUCAGAACCGAUGUCCAACGCACACGAGGACGCAGCGGAUCGGCGGGGGAAGUGACAGAGCAGCGUCGCCAUGGGGAUACUUCCUGUCUGCUUCUCUUUCCCAGGCAGCACCACCGCCCUGCUCCACUCUAGAGACUUUUUCUAUCCUUUUUCGCUCCAGAAUCUUUUUACUUAUUUCGAAUAAUGUAAAUCGAAAAGCGUCUAAGUGGGUUUGCAACCCGAUGACGUUGUGUUUCUGUAUUUUUAUUUGCUGGCUGUGGCGGUGCUGCCUGGAAACGGACAGGAAAUGAGCAACAUGUUGUCGUCAUAUGGCCUUACAUACACAAAGCUAACUGUAUUGUGAUUCUGUUUGAACAAGAAACGAAGCUUUGAGGAAAAACUGUAGUAAAGGAAAAAAGUUUCUGACCAGCCUCUUGUUCGACUUCUAGUAUCCUGAAGGUUUCAGAAUUAUUUUACUAGCACCUUGUGAAGUGUUUCUGUGUCGGUGAUGUAAUUUAUUAAUGUUUGUAGCUUUUUUAUACUUGUACAAUUCUUAAGAGGUUUGCUUUGGAAUAUGUUGUGAAAUGACCCUUUAAUUUGGUUAUUCUGUGCGAUGAUGCGUGUGAUGAUGCGUGUGUGCGUGCGUGCGUGCGUGUGUGUGUGCGUGUCGGAGGCAUCGCAUCAGACUCCCGCCCUGUGCCAUCAAACAUGCGUCCAUCACGUUUCCCCUCCUCCGCUCUCCAGACGUCGUCUCAGAAAAGACUUUUGUCCUUCAGCUUUUCUUUGUACAGUCCAUGUGUUGCUUGGUUGUGAUUUAUUUUUCUAUGUCUGACUCAUUAAAUGCAUCCACUGUUCCCCGGCAGUGAAUCCUACUCGCCGUCUUCCCUUCUUCUUCUUUAGUAAAACAGCCGCAGCCUUUCUAACCUGAAGCUCUGCUUGUUUAUUUCUAAGAUGUGGAGAAAUGACUUCCUGUGGAAAAACCUCAUUGUGACGCAUGAUUUGUCACAAGUAGAACUAAACAGCCCCACCUUGCUGACUCCACCCAAACAGGCAGAACAUUAUGACCACUAACAGCUGCCUGGAUAACCCCAGCAGCCUGUGGACCAACUGAAG
Cyprinodon variegatus (sheepshead minnow) is the source of this 5046-nucleotide messenger RNA. It is a transcript of the gene phf2, whose product is annotated as PHD finger protein 2. Gene Ontology annotation, biological process: regulation of transcription by RNA polymerase II; protein demethylation. Gene Ontology annotation, molecular function: transcription coregulator activity; histone demethylase activity. NCBI's taxonomy places the organism in Eukaryota, Metazoa, Chordata, Actinopteri, Cyprinodontiformes, Cyprinodontidae. Bases 205 to 3363 code for a protein of 1052 amino acids. The transcript has 22 exons. The record is from RefSeq and is a predicted model, not a curated record.